UGGCGCAUUGAGUAUGCGCAGUGAGUGUAAACAGGAAGAGAAGAAUUAGACUCUUAACGAACGAGACGUGAGAAAUAAUACGUGGCUACUGUUUAUUUAUUUUUUCGUUAAUUAGCUCGUUACGUUUAUGUACACGACGUUUAUUUAAUCGUACGAAAUAUGUGUCCUACAGCGGAACAGUGAAACAAGGUCUGCCAGAGGAAAGAGAUAGUUAGCGUUAAUGUUCCGUUAUCUAGCUAAUUGCUAAUAGCUAACGGCUCUGACAGGAUUUUGACGCUCUGGCAAAUCUCGUUAGCUUAAAUGGCUAAAUAAACAGUUGCGUGAACGGAAAAGACUUGUUAUAAAUAUUGCUAGAUUGCCAUAGUUACAGAGUGACUUUAAAUUUGCAUUUUUAUAGCCGACGCUAUGGCCCACUAACAUAACCGCGACCUAAUAUAUAGCUAGCAAAGUUAGCCACUUCUGAGAAAAAAAGACGUUUUCACUAUUUAGCGACGUUUUUUAAAUUGCAUUAGCUGCUCGUGGAAAUGGUUCAGAAAGAUAAAUUAGUGGACUUGUCCCAGUCGGACCCUGAGCCGUGUCCAGGAGGGACGGAGGUCGGUGUGGUGGAGGUCCAGAGCUCAGGAGAAGAACACAGGGUCGUGGCUGAGAGAACAGGCCGCAGGAAAUUCAUCAGCGGUGUUGUUGAGGGCUUUUAUGGUCGACCAUGGACAAUGGAACAAAGAAAAGAGUUAUUUCGGAGACAGCAGAAAUGGGGAUUAAACACCUAUCUGUAUGCACCUAAAGACGACUACAAACAUAGAAUGUUCUGGAGAGAGAUGUACUCUGUGGAGGAAGCAGAACAACUUAUGAUCCUGAUAAGUUCUGCAAAAGAGCAUGGAAUUGAGUUUAUUUAUGCCAUUUCACCUGGCCUGGAUAUAACAUUUUCAAACCAGAAGGAGAUUUCUACACUGAAAAGAAAAUUAGACCAAGUCUCUCAUUUUGGAUGCAAGUCAUUUGCUGUACUUUUCGAUGAUAUUGAUCACAACAUGUGUCCGGCUGACAAAGAAGUAUUUAGUUCAUUUGCACAUGCACAAGUUUCUAUUACCAAUGAGAUCUACCAGUAUUUGGGAGAGCCUGAAACAUUUUUGUUUUGCCCCACAGAAUACUGUGGAACGUUUUGUUACCCAAACGUGGCCCAGUCUCCUUACCUGCGUACUGUUGGUGAAAAGCUCCUGCCUGGCAUUGACGUUUUGUGGACGGGUCCAAAAGUAGUUUCUAAAGACAUAACGGUAGAGUCUAUUGAAGAGGUGACAAAAAUCCUGAGGAGACCGCCUGUCAUCUGGGACAACAUUCAUGCCAAUGACUAUGAUCAGAAGCGGUUGUUUCUUGGCCCUUAUAAAGGCAGGUCCACAGAACUGAUCCCUAGGCUAAAAGGAGUCCUCACCAACCCCAAUUGUGAAUUUGAGACCAACUUUGUGGCAAUUCACACAUUAGCAACAUGGUAUAAGUCUAAUAUGAAUGGAGUGAGAAAGGAUGUUGUCAUGACAGACAGUGAAGACAGUACAGUGUCCAUUCAAAUAAAAUUGGAGAAUGAAGGAAGUGAUGAGGAGUUGGAGACAGACAUACUUUAUAGUCCACAGAUUGCCCUUAAACUGGCUCUUACUGAGUGGCUCAGCGAGUUUGGAGUGCCUCACCAGUACAACAGCCGUCAGGGAACUCUCGGUGGUCCGAAGAGUGCCACCAUUGAUGUGCCUUCCAUGACUACUCCCACUCUAGGAUCGUCCACUAUAGUAACCACAGUUUUCCAACAGCCCAUUAUGAGCCCUGCUGCUCCUCUCAGUGAGGAUUCACACACCCUGCACAAAGAGGAGGAGGAAGUGGAGGUGGAAGUAGAGAAGAAGGAUUCAGAUGAAGAGCCCAUGGAGAUGGUGUUAGAGAAACAGGAUGAAGUAGAGGAUGCCAAGAAUGUCAAUCAGAUCCUCACAAAAAUUGUUAAAGCUGCUAUGACUGAGGAGCUCAAACCCAUGGACACUGAUAAGGAGAGCAUAUCAAAGACUCCAGAGAUGUCAGUUCAGGAGGACUCCAGCAGUGACAUUGCACCCAUGCAGACUGAUGAGCAGCUUAAUAAAGAAAUGUUUGUUCCAGGGCCUGAUGAGACACCUCUGUACACAGCUGAGGCACUCACAUUGGAGGACCUGUCUCUGUUGGCAGAACUGUUUUACUUGCCAUAUGAGCAUGGUCCUAAAGCAGUGCAGAUGCUCAAAGAGUUCAACUGGCUCAGGGCUAACACCAGCAUUGUUAGUGUAAACUCCAAAUGUAAGGACUCUGAGAAAGUAACUGAGUGGCACACCAGAGCAGAAAAUUUCGAGAAGAUGUGUUGUGCUGUCAUGCAGAUGUUCACCCGACUCUCCAACUCGGCCAAUCGAACCAUUUUGUAUGAUUUGUAUCCCUAUAUCUGGGAUAUAAAAAGUAUCAUCUCUAUGGUGAAAUCAUUUGUCCAGUGGUUAGGGUGUCGUAGUCAGUCCUCAGCACAGUUCUUAAGUGGAGACCAAGAGCCCUGGGCCUUUAGGGGCGGUCUAGCGGGAGAGUUCCAGCGACUCUUGCCAAUAGAUGGGGCAAACGACCUUUUCUUUCAGCCACCACCAUCAAUGCCAACUUCCAAAAUCUAUUCCAUAAGGCCUUACUUUCCUAAAGAUGAGGCUGCUGUCUAUAAGAUCUGCAGGGAAAUGUACACAGAGGGAUGUGAGGAUAUUCCUUUUUCUGACCAGGAACCAGACCUGAUUGGGGACAGGUUAGUGGGAGGGUUUUUGACACUUAGCCCAGACUAUGGCUUUGUCCUGGAGGAUGAAGAGGGGAUCUGUGGCUAUGCCUUAGGCACAGUGGACGUCAAGCCCUUUUUUAAGAAAUGCAAGAUGAACUGGAUUCCAUUCAUGCAAGAAAAGUAUAAUAAGCCUGAUUCAGAGAAGGAUCUGUCUGAGGCAGAGAAAAUGAUGCUAAGCUUUCAUGAGGAAGAGGACAAUUUGCCAGACUCAUUUCUUAGUAACUUCCCCUCACUCAUAAAGGUGGACAUUCAUGCCAAAGUAACAGACCCCAGUGUGGCCAAAAGCAUGAUGGGCUGUCUCCUUUCAUCCUUGAAGGAAAAUGGCUCUCAUGGUGCCUUUUGUGAGGUCCGUCAGAUCGACAAACGGAUGUUGGACUUCUAUGGCAAACUUGGCUGCUUUGAAGUAGCCAAAAUGGAGGGCUUUCCAAAAGAUGUAAUUAUAAUGGGAAGGAGUUUGUGAAAGGGAGCCAUGUGGAAGCCUAUUGCCCUCGAAAGAACUUGUACAAAGCUACAGUGUCUGCAUGAAAGACCUGGGGUGUCUUACUACCUGUAACAGUGUACACAUUGGUACCAUUGGUUGCACUCAUUGUGUGCUCUUCAGAAAUAUCUGAAAGUGUUUAAGUAACUUAUGUUGUAGCUGAUGGUUGCUCUACAUUGCAAAUCAGAGGGGUAUGUGUCUGUCUCUAUUUUAUUCUUUUUCUUCAAUGAGACCCUCUCUGGUCUUAAACUGUUUGAGCUGGCCACAUACCAUUUAGCUCGUUACACACGUAGAUGGUUACAUUGAAGACACAUUCACUAUAAUGCAGGUUUGACUGCGUGUAAAGUGCAACAUAAUUAGCAGAUUAAACUAUUAAACGAGAAAAAAUUCCAUGCCUUUUUUACUUUUAUUUUUCAAGCUUGAAUAACUAUUCAGCUGUACUCUGGAUGUUAGAGAUCAACUACUUUGUUUGGUUUCCAGCCACAAACAUUUAAAGCAGCAUUAGAAUUUUCAUGGCAUCUAUCUUUGGAUGUAUUCUCAGAAGUGAUGAAUUGGAAUUUGUUAAGAAUGCACAUAUAAGGAACUUGUAUGUCCUUAUAAUUGCAUGGACAUUUGUUUUUGCUUCAGUGUAAGGCAGUGUAAUUUGUGUAUCUUGAUGAUACAGCUGUGUUUUGGUCUGUUGACUUCAGUGUUUAGCGACUUAAUUUUAAGGGACUCCGACCCCCACACCACCCCUGGAAUGGUAUGAGGUUAUGUCAGUUGUAUAUCCAGUCUCAACCAAAAUGUAAAGUAAUCAAAACUUACAAAAAUACAGUUUGAUUUAGACACAUGCUUUUUUAUUUUUAUUUUAUAUAUAUUUUUUUUGUAUGAAAAAUAAUUAAAAAGGUUCUACAGAUU
Tachysurus vachellii is the source of this 4175-nucleotide messenger RNA. RefSeq names its product O-GlcNAcase (gene oga). The record is from RefSeq and is a predicted model, not a curated record. The transcript has 16 exons. Gene Ontology annotation, biological process: glycoprotein metabolic process. Gene Ontology annotation, molecular function: beta-N-acetylglucosaminidase activity. Bases 525 to 3260 code for a protein of 911 amino acids. NCBI's taxonomy places the organism in Eukaryota, Metazoa, Chordata, Actinopteri, Siluriformes, Bagridae.